AUGGCGAGGCACCUAGGCAGAAUUGAGUCUCGGCCACAUCCGCAGGUCGCCCCCCCUUCUUGCUCGAUGGCCAAAGUGGCAGAUAUGUCAGAAAAAGGCAUGCUCUCCUCCGGAACUCCUCCGGAGCCCAUUCCGUCCAGGACCCCGGUUUCGUACGCCGACCAAUGUGGGAGCGAGACGCCUGUCCGUACGAAUACUGUAAUACAGGCUCCUCGCGUGUCCCCCACAGAAUGUUUCGUUUCAAAGUGGGAUGGGAGUUGGAGCACUGCGGACCUGCACAGCCACCAACACCACACCACUGCGGUUAACACCACGUUUGUCCAGGAGGGAAAGUCUUGUCGGGAGGGCACGCAUCUUUGCACGGUCAGCAAGCAAGAUGGCAUGCCCGCCAUAUCACCCCACCAUCCUCUUUGGGCGACUCAGCCGCAACUCAGGCUGGUAUCCCUGCGAGCUUUCAGCAUCACCUUGGCUUCCCUUCCCGACCCCUCUCUUUCUUCCGUCUCCGAAUGCCGACCAAGGGGUGCGACAUGGAACGUUGCCAUUGCGAAGAAACUAGACUUGGCCCGCCAAACUCAGCUUUCCAGAAUUGCACUUCCGGGGCAGUACAUUCCGCACAAGAGGGAAAGCAAAACGGCGAAACAACGAAAAACAAGAGCAAUUUUGCUUCGUAUCAAGCGCGGAGCAAAUUGUCCCCUCUUCAUGCGUUGUAGCUGUCAACCCAUGCAACGCUUCAUGCGCCGCGAGCCUAGAGCCGCCAAGCUGCAACAGUCUCUUGUCGACACUCAGUUGACGAGUAAAGUCAAAUGCCUAACUCCCACGAUCUCUCAAGCAGGAGACUUUCAGCCUAAACUUUGUCCCCCUAAGCAACCUACCGACUGCGACCCUUUGUCCUCAAUAUACAGCAUAUUUCUCUUUACUCACUCAGCGCGGUGGCCCAACAGGAACGCGUAA
Molecule: messenger RNA, 951 nt
Organism: Colletotrichum godetiae
Lineage: Eukaryota; Fungi; Ascomycota; Sordariomycetes; Glomerellales; Glomerellaceae
Exons: 3
Coding region: 1-951 (316 amino acids)
Source: RefSeq, a predicted model, not a curated record